AUGGUACGUUCACAUAUUGAUCUUAGCACCGAGCUGAAGAGAUAUUUGCUACCCCUCGGUCUACUUAACGCCGCCCAAGGCCACCCCAUGCUGGUCGAGCUGAAGAACGGAGAGACACUCAACGGUCACCUGGUUUCUUGCGAUACAUGGAUGAACCUCACACUCAAGGAGGUGGUGCAGACAAGUCCGGAGGGCGAUAGAUUCGUGCGAUUACCGGAGGUCUAUGUCAAGGGAAACAACAUCAAAUACCUGAGAGUACCCGACGAGAUUAUCGACCAGGUUAGCGAAUCGCAGAAGGGCCAGCAGGGCGGUUUCCGAGGCGGACGAGGAGGCGGUUCAAGGGGAGACCACAGUGGACGCGGCGGUGACCGUGGUCGUGGCCGUGGAGGCCGAGGCCGAGGCCGGGGACGAGGUCAAUAA
Fusarium pseudograminearum CS3096 is the source of this 420-nucleotide messenger RNA. RefSeq lists its product as uncharacterized. The record is from RefSeq and is a predicted model, not a curated record. Gene Ontology annotation, molecular function: U6 snRNA binding. Bases 1 to 420 code for a protein of 139 amino acids. Gene Ontology annotation, biological process: spliceosomal snRNP assembly; P-body assembly; nuclear-transcribed mRNA catabolic process. Lineage: Eukaryota; Fungi; Ascomycota; Sordariomycetes; Hypocreales; Nectriaceae. Gene Ontology annotation, cellular component: spliceosomal tri-snRNP complex; P-body; U6 snRNP. The transcript has 4 exons.